AUGCAAGGUAUGGGACACGUUCUUGCGCUCGCUCAAAUGGCAGUGAGGGACUCUUUCCUCGGCCCGAUAUUGAGAGAUCCGUUGGAACCUACUGCAUCGCAGCCCGUGCUGCUAGAGUUGCAAAGUCAACUACCGGCACUGGUUACAUUCAUUGAAGGGAGAACUGACCUCUCGGAGGCCGAACGAAAACUAUAUCUUACUGUCAUUUCCCUCUUCGAGCCCGCUUUCCAGAUAUCGCUGCCUGCUCGAGUGGAUAACCGGGAGCUACGUUUCCUAUUCUUUUGGCCUCUGCAAUUAGGACCAGACUUCAUGGAAGCUAUUCAACAGCGAAGGUCAGGCGCGAUCGUAAUCCUCUUGUACUAUACGACCAUGUUCCAUGCAGCUGAAACGCGAUACUGGUUCAUGGAGGGCUGGGGACAGCGGGUAUCGAAGGCAUGCCACCAGGCCAUUGACCAGAGCUGGGCGCCCGCUAUUCAAUGGCCUCUAUCUUUUCUGGAGCAAGGAGACUCAUGGAGCUUGUUCGCAAACGUCAUAAACCGGGGACAGGCUUCUGGGUCGGCACCAGCUUCUCAGCAGCCAUCGGCAGAAACAACACCUCAGCGAGAGGCUCCAACUAUCGGAUCUUCAACGUCUGGCGCCGAGCCGUCGCAAUCUUACUCUAUCCAGCGACGAGGCUCGAAGUACGCCGUUCAGAUGGGUGCUGCAGAGGACGAACAAGUUCCGGGCGAAGACGAAUACUAG
Messenger RNA from Alternaria ventricosa, 741 nucleotides. RefSeq lists its product as uncharacterized. The record is from RefSeq and is a predicted model, not a curated record. Gene Ontology annotation, molecular function: DNA-binding transcription activator activity, RNA polymerase II-specific. Lineage: Eukaryota; Fungi; Ascomycota; Dothideomycetes; Pleosporales; Pleosporaceae. The transcript has a single exon. Gene Ontology annotation, biological process: regulation of transcription by RNA polymerase II. Bases 1 to 741 code for a protein of 246 amino acids.